Klebsormidium nitens is the source of this 1920-nucleotide messenger RNA. Lineage: Eukaryota; Viridiplantae; Streptophyta; Klebsormidiophyceae; Klebsormidiales; Klebsormidiaceae. The record is from the annotation of a GenBank genome assembly.
CUACGCCAUUCAAUUUGUGCCAGUUGGUGGUGCUUGGCUCAAAGUGGAGCUUUAAACAUGUAGACCUGGUCGUUGCUUCAGGAAUCGUGGACAGUGGUGGCCCCUUUGAAAGCUAGCGUGGCCCUGUAAGUCGCCAGCUUUUCAGGUGCGCCGCGCCGAAGCACUUGAACAGAAUGGCAUCCAGUGGGUGCAUUGCGCAGAUGGCGCAGCGGCUGAAGAGCCAUUCCUUGGCUGGCUGUCGACCCUUGGAUUUAAACGCCACGCAAUCAUUCAACUCAUUAGGGCACAGCAUUCCUUUCCUGCCAAGACUACCUGCAAAUGGCACCCUUUUGAGCAACAGCGAUUCUCUUUCAGUCUGCAAAUACCCGUUGGUCACGUCACAGAGUGCACCUGAAAUAGGCUCCCGAGUGGUGGCAAGGGCUGGUCUACACACCUGCAGUAAUCAGUUGCGGCUGAGCACAACUCCUCUUCGUACAGACCCCAGCAGAAAGGGCCAAGGUUCUCUUUUGAACGGAAGGAAGCGGCGGAGCGUGCUGGUCAAUGCAAACGGAGGCGACUUUGAAUUUGACGACGGUGAUGAUGACGGCGAUGGGGGUGGUGCCCUGGAUGGAGAGGGGCUUGACGACAUCGAGUUUGAGUUUGACGCUCCCGAGGGGGACCACGACCAGGACGACGGGGAUGCUUACGCGGACGACGAGGAGGCGGUCAACCUGGAAGACGAGGACUUCGAGAUUGACGAUUACGAGACGCUUGAUCCUGAGACGAUCGAUGUCGAGGACCUAGACGAGAUGAUCUCAGCGGAAGGCCUGGGGGAUACGUCCAAAGUCCGGCGCGUGCCGUACAAGAUCGACGAAGAUUAUUACCACAAGCUGCGCUGCCAGAAGCCGCCGUUCGAUUUCUACAUCCGGAAGAACGAGCAGGGAUUCCUCAACUUGAGCCAGAUCUACGGAGGGGAUCCGUACUCGGAACGUUACGUCAUCCCGAGUAUGAGUGGUGACAUGCCGAAUGAGUUCCAUCGCUACCAGUCGCUGAGCUGGCACACGAUCGUCGGGCGGGACCACGACUCCGAGAAAGCGGACCGCUUCCCGGCCACCACCAACAAAACGAUGCGGUGGUACCUCUGCCGGUGCUUCGAAGACCGGGACCUUAUGUUGGACCCCAAAGCGUGCCUGAUGACUGAGCACGUGUGGAUGUUCGACGCAAAGGCGCGCCACGUCGAGAAAGUCGACGUCAAGAUGGAGGUCACGAUGGGGCCGGACCGGGACCGGAAGAACGAGGUGCUUGUGAUCAAGCCCCAAGGCGUCAUUGCUAGAAACCAGGAGGAUAUGGAGGACCCCGGUCACAUCAUAGAGCGGGAGGCGCGGCACAACCAGCUGCUGAAAAUCGAGGGCUACCUCCAAGUCUUCCGAGACUACAAUUGGGAGGGCCUCCGUCCUCGGUGGGAGGAGAACCUGCGGGAUCCCUCCAAGGUGUAUGUCACCCCGGAGCUCAUUCAGGCGCUGAUAGACGAAGGACGCUUGACAGACACUCCGCAGCUCUGGGAAAACUUGAAACUAGAGCGGCCUAAGGAGAAGGUGGCCGCUGAAGGGAAAGUGCAAUUGCCCACUCAGCGGUUCAAGAGGAAGUAGUUUGUGCCAGUUCCUUGAAGUAGAUAAGCUUACCUUUGGCGGCGAUAAUUGCUGUCCAAAACGAGGGCUUUCUGGGAGACGGUACUUCUUGUCCCGAGGUCCGGACGAGUAGGAAGAGCUUCAAGCCGGAAGGAGUGGCUCAAAUUAGAGCGGUCAUGGACGGGGUAUUCCAGGAUGAGUCACAGCAAAGCUGCCAUGCUCGAUUUAAGCAUCUUCUACCUCUGGCCCCGGUCGCCGUGGACUUCGAUCCCCCCCUGGUGUACAGAUCAAUCAGGCAUCAGACCGUCGGCGG